CAACGUCGAUAUUAUCUUGCACAAGCCAAUAGAGAGCUGGCAUUGCUCGUUGCAAGAAUCAAAGGUAGUUAUAACGGCUUGUUCCAUGCUUUCACGAAGCUGAUCUCGAAGAACGAAAGACAUUCUAGUGGCGGUGAAGCCCAGCUUGACCCAAACAA
Messenger RNA from Acaulospora colombiana, 158 nucleotides. The record is from the annotation of a GenBank genome assembly. Lineage: Eukaryota; Fungi; Glomeromycota; Glomeromycetes; Diversisporales; Acaulosporaceae.